Molecule: messenger RNA, 1893 nt
Organism: Lytechinus pictus (painted urchin)
Lineage: Eukaryota; Metazoa; Echinodermata; Echinoidea; Temnopleuroida; Toxopneustidae
Product: sodium/iodide cotransporter-like
Biological process (GO): transmembrane transport; sodium ion transport
Cellular component (GO): membrane
Molecular function (GO): symporter activity
Source: RefSeq, a predicted model, not a curated record
AUGGAUUCGGGAACGGGAGAUUCAGGUCCCCGCUAUUUCGGCAUCUGGGAUUACGUCACCUUCGGCUUCAUGCUUUUGAUCUCGGCUGCCAUUGGCCUGUAUGCGGCGAUGACCGGAGGUCGUCAACGAACGAACGAGGAGUUUCUCCUCGGCAAUCGUCAGAUGAACAUCGUCCCCGUAGCGUUGUCGGUGGUCGUCAGCGUUCUCUCGGCGGUAUCGGUGAUCGGGACAGCAGCGGAGAUCUACAUGUAUGACACCAUGUAUGUCUGGGUGGUUUUUACCAAUGUGAUCGCGAAUUUCUUCCUGUGUCGACUCUUUCUGCCGAUAUUUUUCCGUCUUCGAAUCACGAGCGUCUACGAGUACCUGGAGAGGCGCUUCAAUCGAUGUGUCAGGCUAUGUGGGACACUAAUCUUUACUCUUCAAACGAUGAUUUUCAUGGGGAUAGCCAUGUACACACCAGCACUGGCAAUAAAUGCAGUAACUGGGAUGAACAUGUGGGCCUCCAUAUUAUCAACCGGAGGGGUGUGUAUAUUUUAUACCACAUUGGGAGGAAUGAAGGCGGUGUUGUGGACGGAUACCCUCCAGGCCAUCAUCAUCUUCGUCGGUGUGAUCGCCUUCAUCAUCAAGGGAUGCAUCGAUGUCGGCGGGCUCGGGGAAGUCUGGCGGAUCGCAGACGAAGGCAACCGACUUCGACUUUUUGACUUCAGAUUCGAUCCUCGUAUUCGGUAUACAGUCUGGUCGAUGCUAAUUGGUUUUGCUACCCUUAAUCUGGGAUCCGGUAUCACUCAAAUGAGCAUUCAACGAUUAUUAGCAUGUGGGACUAGAAGGAAAGCUGUGCGAGCAAUGGUCCUAGCGACCAUCAUCAAGGGAAUUAUCAAGGCAUUAACCGUUCUCACUGGGAUCGUCAUGUACGCUUACUACGUCGACUGUGAUCCACUUAAACAGGGCUUGGUCAGCAAUAAAGACCAGAUAAUGCCACUGAUGGUAAUGGAUUUGUUUGUUAAUUUGCCGGGAUUUCCCGGACUUUUCCUGUCGACAGUCGUCAGUGCUUCAUUAAGUACUUUAUCAUCAGGGAUCAACGCACUGUCUGCAGUCACGGCGGAGGAUGGCUCAGCCAUCAAGUCUAUAUGGCCAAAGUUACGACCAGAGACAUACGUUAAGAUCACCAAGGCUCUCGGUCUUUUCUACGGAUUGGUUAACAUUGGAUUCGCCUUUCUGGCAAGUGCUCUAAAGCAGGGCGUGCUUCAGCUUGUGAUGUCAAUUGUCGGAAUAGGGAAUGGAUGCAUGCUAGGUGUUUUUACUCUUGGUAUUUUCAUGCACCGGAGCAACACAAAGGGAGCUUUAGCUGGUUUGUUAUCUAGCUACCUUCUUUUAGCCUGGAUUAAGGUCGGUUCAAUUUUUUACCCUUCUGUGAGAGGACAAAACGCCCUUUCCGUUGAAGGCUGUCCAGUUCCCAAUAUCACCAUGACAACCGAUUCAAACUUUUACACGGAUGGAACAACUCUUGAUGCAACAACUACAGCGUCUUUUACUGAAGAGAAUGACAAACCAGCUCUUGCUGAAUUAUACGCCAUUUCGUUUUAUUUCUACCCUCCUAUCGGGGCAUUGACCUGUAUUAUUGUCGGUAUGUUGGUCAGUGCUCUAACAGGUUUCACCGAUCCUGAUUCGUACGAUCACCGUCUGAAGUACAACUUCACGGAUGCUCUCUUUCCUUGCUUCCCCGAGAGUCUCAAGGAAAAGAUGCGAUGUGGAGCCGAAAAGAUCUUGGAAGAUGAGCCUGAUGAUGAAGACGACGAAGUGAAAAUUGUUAAAAUCGAGAAGCAUCCCGAUUCUCUCGACAUGAAAGAGGUUUAUAUCAACGGAGGUGCGGAAGGUGUCUGGGAGAAAGAUUAA